AUGGUAGAAAAACUUGAAAAGCCGUCUUUAACAAUUUCGAAAAAGGCAAUCCACAGUAAAGUCAUAAAAAUGGACACUGAUCGAAUAUUUAGGCAACUAUUACUUUUGAUAUUUUACGUUGGGACUGUUGCUUUAGGAUCUUUAUGUAAUAUAAUAAAUCCUCUUCCCGAAUCACACUUUUCGCAAAAGGACAACUAUUUUAAUGUGUGGUUUGUGAAACUUGGUUGGUUUUGGACAUCGUUAGUAUUUGUCCUAUACUCUUGGAAAGUAAUUCACUAUAAAAAACCCGAUCAAUUUAAAUCGUCGCUCUAUCGUUUGGGCAUUGCAACCCUAUAUUGGUAUUUCGUUACCCAAUGGUUCUUUGGUCCUAGUAUUACUGAGUGGGUCUAUGUCGCAACUGGUGGAAAAUGUACUCUUGAAGGUUUAAAUACGCAAUGGACCGAAUCUCGUGCAUGUAAAAGAAAUGGUGCCUAUUGGUCGGGUGGACACGAUAUCAGCGGUCAUUGCUUAUUAUUGAUUCACGCCUCACUUCUUCUUUGGGAAGAGCUCAGUGUUCUGCUAUAUUAUCCGGAGGGUGUGAAAAGGGCGAAGCAAUAUAAGAUGCAUACGCUCUCUAUGAUUUUCAUUCUCUUUCUUUGGUGGUAUAUGUUACUUAUGACAUCUGUAUAUAAUUUUCACAAUUUUCGGGAAAAAUUGUCUGGAACUAUUUUUGGUGUCCUUUAUUGGAUAACGGCAUAUAUAUGCAUUUUUCCAUUGUAUGCAAGAAAUUUGCUACCAUAUAAUAAAGACCUUGAAGCUAAUAUUUCUUGA
This is a messenger RNA of Dentiscutata heterogama, 810 nucleotides long. NCBI's taxonomy places the organism in Eukaryota, Fungi, Glomeromycota, Glomeromycetes, Diversisporales, Gigasporaceae. The record is from the annotation of a GenBank genome assembly.